This is a messenger RNA of Asparagus officinalis (garden asparagus), 1352 nucleotides long. RefSeq names its product GDSL esterase/lipase At3g26430-like. The record is from RefSeq and is a predicted model, not a curated record. The transcript has 5 exons. The coding region runs from base 76 to 1224 and encodes 382 amino acids. Lineage: Eukaryota; Viridiplantae; Streptophyta; Magnoliopsida; Asparagales; Asparagaceae. Gene Ontology annotation, molecular function: hydrolase activity, acting on ester bonds.
CGCAACUCACCCGCUUCUGAAACAAUUAUAUAUCAUUUACUUAAUUCCCUUUUUUCUUGAUACAGUUACUGCAUCAUGAAGUUCCUUAAGUUUCUGCCUCCUCUUGUUAUACUACUAUCGUUGCUCCUGUUGGUCUCAUCAUCCUCAUGCUGUAACAUCCCUGCCUUGUUCAAUUUCGGUGACUCAAACUCCGACACUGGUGGGUUCUCCGCCGCUUUCGGCCCUCUUCCUCCACCUUAUGGCGAGACUUACUUCGGCAUGCCUGCAGGCAGAGGAUCCGACGGUCGCCUCAUCAUUGAUUUUAUAGCGGAGAGUUUGGGUUUACCUUACCUCAGUUCAUACCUAGAUUCCUUAAGCGCUAAUUUUAGCCACGGAGCCAACUUUGCUGCCGUAGGAUCAACUAUCAUCGAUCAAAAUGUGACACUAUCGCAGGGUGGUUACAGUCCCUUCUUCUUGGAUGCACAGCUGAAACAGUUUUUGCAGUUCAAAUCGAGAUCACAGUUAGUCUACAAUCAAGGAGGGGUUUUCAAGGGUUUGAUGCCCAAGGAGGCAUACUUCCCGCAGGCCUUAUAUACAGUUGAUAUUGGACAGAAUGAUCUUACUGCAGCUAUUCUUGGCAACAAGUCUGCGGACAAAUUCAUACGAAAUGCGAUGGCAGAGUUCUCGAGAGUAAUCAAGAAUAUAUAUGAAAUUGGUGGGAGGAAUUUCUGGAUUCACAACACAGGUCCUCUUGGAUGCCUUCCCUUCUUUCUCGUUCGCGUGAAUCUCACUCCCACAAACUUAGACUCAGCAGGAUGCUGGAUUCCUUACAACAAACUCGCGCAGCAAUUUAAUGCAAAGCUCUAUAAUACAGUAAUUGAGCUUAGGAGAGAGUUCCCUCUUGCUGCCUUCACUUAUGUUGAUGUCUACUCUGUCAAAUACUUGCUCAUAAGCCAGGCCCAAAAGUAUGGAUUUGAGGAGCCGCUUACAGCCUGUUGCGGAUACGGUGGUGGGAAACUCAACGUCGAUACCAGAGUUCGGUGCGGAGCUACUGGUAAGAAUGUUGACGGCACCAAGUAUCUUCUCUCAAAUUUGUGUAAGAAUCCAUUGAAAAGAGUGAGCUGGGAUGGAGUUCAUUACACUGAGGCUGCUGCCAAGUGGGUGUUUGAUCGGAUAUCUACCGGAGAGUAUUCUGACCCUCCCAACUCUCUGAAUACGGUAUGCCACAUUAAUUAUCAAGAUUAGUUGAAGCCCAUUAAUUUCUUUUGAAAUUGUAUGUGGAAAUGGAAACCAAUAAUAAUACAGUGAAUAUUAUAUGUUACGAAGCUUUAUGCUGAGAACUACAAAUGAAUGGAAUUGGAACGUGAAUACUA